GGUACCGCGUUCACGUUGUUCCCUCGCUCAGUUUCAGCAUGGCAGCGGACAGCACAAUGUCUAAUGGUCAGGAAACGGCGUGUCUGAACGGUGAACCGGCGCUCAAACGCUCCAGAGACAGCCUGGAUUCACUGCGGGUCCCGCGGGAGCCCCAGAAUAAAGUGACCGUGGUGCUGGGCGCGCAGUGGGGCGAUGAGGGGAAGGGGAAAGUGGUCGACCUCUUGGCAAUGGACGCCGACAUUGUAUGCAGAUGCCAGGGAGGAAAUAACGCGGGACACACAGUGGUCGUGGACUCGGUCGAGUAUGACUUCCACCUGCUGCCCAGCGGAGUUCUCAACAAAAAGGCCACUUCGUUUAUUGGAAAUGGUGUUGUGAUACACCUGCCAGGACUCUUUGACGAGGCUGAGAAGAACUUGCAGAAAGGCAAUGGACUUCAAGGAUGGGAGGAACGACUGAAGAUAUCUGACCGGGCACACAUUGUGUUCAACUUCCACCAGGCUGUUGAUGGCAUACAAGAGCAGCUCAGACAGCAACAGGCAGGGAAAAAUUUGGGCACCACUAAGAAGGGUAUUGGACCUGCAUACUCCUCUAAAGCAGCACGUAAUGGACUAAGAGUGUGUGAUCUGGUCUCUGACUUUUCUGUCUUUGAGGAAAAGUUUCGGGUGCUGGCUGGACAUUUUCAGACCACUUAUCCUAACCUUAACAUCGACAUUGAUGCUGAGCUUGAGCAACUCAAGAAUUUUGCUGAAAGAUUACGGCCACUAGUGACUGAUGGGGUUUAUUUCAUGCACAAAGCCCUCACUGGACCAAGCAAGAAGAUUCUGGUGGAAGGAGCCAAUGCUGCCUUACUGGAUAUUGAUUUUGGGACCUACCCCUUUGUGACCUCAUCAAACUGCACUGUCGGAGGCGUCUGCACAGGUCUUGGCGUCCCCCCAUCUCAUGUUGGCCGUGUGUAUGGAGUGGUGAAGGCCUACACCACCAGGGUUGGAGUCGGGGCUUUUCCCACUGAGCAGGACAAUGAAAUUGGAGAUCUGCUGCAGAGCAGAGGGAGGGAAUUUGGAGUUACUACAGGCAGGCGGCGGCGCUGUGGGUGGCUGGAUCUGGUUUUGGUUCGCUAUGCCCACAUGGUUAACGGGUUUUCAGCCAUUGCUCUGACUAAGUUGGACAUUCUUGACACAUUGGCUGAAAUAAAGAUUGGGACAACCUACACAGUUGAUGGAAAGCCUCUUCCCAGUUUUCCUGCAAACAUGGACGUGCUCACAAAGGUUCAGGUGACUUAUGAGACGUUCCCUGGCUGGAGUUGUAGCACUGAGGGAGUGCGCAGCUUCGAUGAGCUGCCUACACAGGCACAAGCCUACAUUCGAUUUAUUGAGGAUUUCCUGCAAGUGCCAGUGAAGUGGGUUGGAGUUGGCAAGUCAAGAGAAAGCAUGAUCAAGCUGUUUUGACGAGGGCGACCGGACAGGCUGAGCUGAUGGUCAUCCAAUGGUCUGGCAGGACAUUCAUCAUCAUGACCGCUGGAGCACCUGAACUGGCUUUUUAUGCAUCAGCGCUGAGAUUAAGACUAACCGUGGGUUUAGAAUCCACCGAAUGUCCCACUCAAAGUGAACCACCAGCAUUGUGUAUAGGGGUCAGAUUGGAGCACCAGACCUGCUUCAGUGCAUUUGUAAUUGCUUGAUUCGUUCCUGUUUGUUUCCAAAGCGCAUCCCAGACCUGCUCAGAAUAUACCUCUGCUAAUCAGUAGUAGUCUGCCGGUAAUGUGAUGAGCUUCAAACUGAAAGGCUUCAUCAUUUUUACCAUAUUUCUUAAAGUCAGACUUGCACUCUGAGCAUUUAAAUUACCACAUUCAUGGCUAUUAGGUGGAUAAAACCAAACUUUUAAGAUUGUAAUGUACUGUUUAUUUUUUUAUGUGAUCAAGUAUGAGGGGUGAGCGCUAUAUCUUUUGUCUUUUAAUUGUUUGUGUAUACUUUAAGAUUGGUUUGAUACCAAAAGGGACCUUCUCGCGAGGCUUUAUGAUAUUGAAAGUAGAAAAAAAGAAAAUAUUUACAGCCUUCUGUCAGUGAUUAGUGCACUCAGACACAGCUCUUGAAUCUAUAAUACCUGAUAGAUAUGCACAGACGUGCAUUGCAUUCCACCUAGUGCACAAACUCAUUUGCUGCUGUUUUUUGACAAAUAAAGUGCAAAACUAA
This is a messenger RNA of Danio aesculapii, 2186 nucleotides long. RefSeq names its product adenylosuccinate synthase, like (gene adss2l). Gene Ontology annotation, molecular function: adenylosuccinate synthase activity; GTP binding. Gene Ontology annotation, biological process: IMP metabolic process; 'de novo' AMP biosynthetic process. NCBI's taxonomy places the organism in Eukaryota, Metazoa, Chordata, Actinopteri, Cypriniformes, Danionidae. The coding region runs from base 39 to 1445 and encodes 468 amino acids. The record is from RefSeq and is a predicted model, not a curated record. Gene Ontology annotation, cellular component: cytoplasm. The transcript has 13 exons.